Messenger RNA from Pezoporus flaviventris, 5860 nucleotides. RefSeq names its product E2F transcription factor 7 (gene E2F7). Gene Ontology annotation, cellular component: RNA polymerase II transcription regulator complex. Bases 69 to 2858 code for a protein of 929 amino acids. Gene Ontology annotation, biological process: regulation of transcription by RNA polymerase II. The record is from RefSeq and is a predicted model, not a curated record. The transcript has 13 exons. Gene Ontology annotation, molecular function: DNA-binding transcription factor activity, RNA polymerase II-specific; RNA polymerase II cis-regulatory region sequence-specific DNA binding. Lineage: Eukaryota; Metazoa; Chordata; Aves; Psittaciformes; Psittacidae.
CCGCCUGCUCCCCCCCACCUCCCCCACAGCCGAGGUGAGGGCGCGGAGCCCCUCCCGGCCCUGGGAGGAUGGAGGUGAGCGUCCUGGCUCUGCGGAACCUGGCGAGCGGCCGGCCGGGGCGGCGGGGCCGCGCUGAGGCUGCCGCCCAGAAGGAAAACAUAUUUGAUCGAUCCAGGAUGGCCCCAAAGACUCCCAUUAAGAAUGAACCAGUUGAUUUAUCAAAGCAAAAAGGCUGCACCCCAGAAAGAAAUCCAAUUACACCUGUUAAGCUCAUUGACAGACCUCAGCCGGAUCCCUGGACCCCCACUGCUAACCUGAAGAUGCUUAUUAGUGCUGCUAGCCCUGACAUGAGGGACCGAGAAAAGAAGAAAGAGCUCUUCAGACCCAUAGAAAACAGUGAGCAGAGUGACACACCUGAUUCGUUACAGUAUGAUAUGGUAGACGACAGCACGGUUGAUGAAUUUGAAAAGCAGAGGCCCAGCAGAAAACAGAAAAGCUUAGGACUCUUGUGCCAAAAAUUUCUAGCUCGCUAUCCAAGUUAUCCGUUGUCAACAGAAAAAACUACUAUUUCUUUGGAUGAAGUGGCUUCAAUUCUUGGAGUUGAACGAAGACGAAUUUAUGAUAUAGUGAAUGUCCUGGAGUCAUUGCACUUGGUUAGCCGUGUGGCCAAGAACCAGUACUGUUGGCAUGGCCGGCACAACCUCAGUCAAACUCUGAAAACACUUCAGGAAGCAGGACAGCUGCAGUAUGGAGAGCUAAUGACCGUCUUCCAGCACAAGGAGCAGGACCUGGAGUACAAAUUUGGAGAACAGAAAAAGGAAACUAUUCCAGAUCUUCAAGACAGAUCCUUAAUGGACUUUUCAGAACCAGAUUGCACCUCUGCAUCUGCAAACAGCAGAAAGGACAAGUCGUUGCGGAUUAUGAGCCAAAAGUUUGUCAUGCUGUUCCUUGUCUCCAAGACCAAGAUAGUCACUCUGGACAUUGCAGCAAAGAUACUGAUAGAAGAAACCCAGGAUACAGUGGACCACAGCAAGUUUAAAACAAAGGUACGAAGACUGUACGAUAUUGCCAAUGUUCUCACCAGCCUAGGCUUGAUCAAGAAAGUUCAUGUCACAGAGGAAAGAGGACGCAAACCAGCCUUCAAGUGGAUUGGGCCUGUGGAAUUCCCUGGCAAGACCACUAACUUGGGUGAGCUGAGAGGGCACAGCCCAACAUCUGAUCCUCUGCCAGGGACACAAGGAGCCUGUGUCCCAUAUCAGAUCUGUGCUACUGGAAGGCAAAGGUUUACACGUCACGCUUCGUUUAACAGCACACAGUCUUGUGAAGAGACCAGAAGGAAGGUCAGUUCUGAGCCCAGCAGCCCACAUCAAGAGAGGCAAGCCUAUAUUAUGAAUUCAGAUGAAUAUUGCUCCAAAAUGAUAAAUCCAGCAGCUAUCUGCAGGCAGAAAAUAGAUGAAGAUACUAGGAAUGAAGCUUGUGCCACAGAAACAGUAUUAAAAUCAGCAAGGAACCCAAGCGUAACCUCACCUCUCUCCCUUCUUUCAGUUCCUGGAGACUCUGAAUUUUGUGUUAACCCUUUGCCUCAGGCAGUUUUCCCUGUGGUUCAGACAGAUGUGCCAAGCCUCUCACUGCCACAUGGCAUCAGCAGCCAAGCUCCACAUCCUUCCACGCUAGCAGCCUCCAAAACAGAAAAUGGAAAACCUGCCUUGCUCCCUAACCAACCGUUCCUGUGCUUUCCAUCUUCAUCCCUCUUUAUGUUGUGUGGUGGUCUUCAGGAAAAUAACUUGAGGGAGAGCCUGCCCAGUGCAGGAGAUGUGGGAAACAGGAAUGCAGAAGCUCAGGCUGCCGUACCUUCAGCUGUCUGCCAGAAACGCAGCUCCCACAAGUGCGCAUCACCCUCUGCACCUGUAGAUGAUGAAGAGCCAGUUGCUAAAAAGCAGACCGUGGAACAGAGGGAUCUGCCUCUCUCACUUGUGGUAUCCAAGAAGCCUUUAGAGUCACCCAAGGCUGAAUCUACCCCAGGAAGUGGCUGUACCUCUGCUGUACAUCUAGAAGCUUUUCGUCUUGACCUCACAAGUCCUGCUGCUCCAGAGGCUUCAAACAAUGAGCCUACUAAGCCGUUAGAUUCUCAGAAGCAAGAAAAAGGGGCUCAGAAUAAAGACCCUGAUGAACCCUCUCCAGGAAAAGUGCACAUCUCUACAGAAAGCACCAAUCAACCUUUCCUACCACAGUAUCUCUAUGUUCAAUCUACUGCUGGAUUGAGCAGUUUUAAUUUCCUGCUCCCUGCAAACCAAGCCCCUGGUGCCAUCAAUCUUGCUGCAAACCAGUUACCUUCUCUGAGCGUCCCCUGUGUCAUGCUGCCAUCAGCAGCCUUGGCUUCCUUCCCUCUUAUUUGUUCUCCCACAAUCAGCAGUCCUCUUCCCACAGUUCCCGAUGGCUCCUUUUCAGCUGCCACCUCCAUGAGUUUCAGCAUGUCCAGCCUGGCAUCAACAGCACCUGUUUUCAUAGGCACCACGGCAGUGGUCACCCCCAAGGUCUCACCUGUGCCUUCAGUGGAUCCUCAGCAACCAACUCACCCUGCUCAGCACCUGAGUCCUGCGCUCCCAAGGUCUUGUGGUGCUGUUAAACUGGACUCCCAUGUGUGUAUGGGGCAUCCAGUGACCCUUCUGAAGCUGCAGCAGCCUUCAUCAGCUCCCCUCACUCCCAAGAACAUUCGUCCUGUGCGUCAUGAGGCAUUUUUCAAAACUCCUGGAAGUCUUGGAGACCCAGUUGCAUGGAAGAAAAAUGAAGGCAACCAGACCAGAAAUGCCAGCUCUGUGCAGAGGAGACUGGAAAUCUCUAGUUCCAGCCCUGACUAACUCCACUCAUUGCAAAGGGUGGGCAGAUUGUCCUAGGACUCUGUAUCUAUUACAAGAGAUCAAGCUCUUGACAAGAGGAGUGUGUUAAAAUGUCAUCCCUUUUGGUAUGCUUCCCCACUAUCUAUUCACGCACCAGUUCUGUUAGCCACCUUCUUCACAAAUCAUCCUUGGUACUGAAACCCUUUUACUGAGUUUUUCCUUCAGUACUGACUUGAAUUCAGAUGUUUCACAUGCCCUUGUGCGCAUCAAACUCUAUUUGGUGUUUUAAUUUGGGAAACUUUAUUGCUGUCAGGAGAUGCAAACAGAUUUUCUUGGCGUCCCCAGGGGUUCUUUAUUCAUGGUUUGAAGUGAGAUGUCUAGCACUUAUCUGGGGUAAGCAUUUUUAUUUUUUUUUUGCAUGUUCUCUACUUACCCUGAGUAAAUCUGUGGUAAAAGUGAUAAACUUCUGCAGUUGUGAGAGCAACUGCUUCCUCAGUUCCAAUCUGUCAAAUCCUGCCUCCGCAGUGCAGCCUCUUGCUAUUUAUUUUGUACAUUGGAGUGGGAUUUAGUGGAAAAAAGUCUUUUUUUUUUUCAGCUUCAGAAUAACAGAUUUUCUCAGGGUAGGAUUACUUGAAUGUCAGUUGGUUGUUGUACAAUUUUCCCAGCACUUGUGGUUAGAAAAACCUAAUAAUAACACGGUAUGAUUGAAUGUAUACAUGUGAAAAAAUAUUAAGACCAAAAUAACUGUGAAUGUUAACAUGUUUAUAUUUGUGUUAAUGAACUGUAGUAGUCCUUAGGUUUUGGGUUUUGGUUCUUUUUUCUUUUACUCUGAGCAAAAUGUACAAGUUAAAUGUAAAAAAUACAAAACCUGAUCCCUUAAUUACAUUUGACAGAGUGACAAGCCACUGAGAGGGCUGUGCUAAGAUUUCAUCUCCCGUUUAAAUAUAUAGUCUAGAUUUUAUGACCAGGAAACACUGGUAAGUCAUUAACCACAUGAUUAGAUUCAGUCUAACCUGAGUCUACUUAAGUGCCUGCUUAGUUGUUUACUUAAGUCUGCUUAAGGGGUAUGUACUUCAGUGCCUAACACCUCACUUACAGGAAUUUUGUAACUAGUUACUAGUGCAUUUGAACAUGCUUGGAAGACAAGGGAGAUCUUCUUUUUUGGCACGUAUUUAUUUAAAUCAUAAAAAGAAACUGAAAAGAGCAGGAGUCUUGAAUUUGGGAAAUGAUAAAAAAAGUAUUCCUAAGCAGAAGAUAAAGAGGAAGAAACAUCUCUCAGCUAAUAUUCAGAGUCAUCAAAUAAUGGAUGGUGCUAUUAAUGAUAUAGGACAUAAUUUUAAGAGUUAAUGCUCUUAUUCUUGGGUAUGUUUUCACUCAUGUAGCAAACCACAGUUUGUACAGUUUCUUGUUUUUAAAAGACAGAAAGUGUUGCUGUUGACAUAGUGUUUCUCUGGAAUUAACAAACAGAAGGCCAGCAUUAUCAACUCUUCUUGGUACUGGUACUGGUUUUCCAAGGGUAGAUACACUGUUGGAUGUGCUACUUUGUUGGUCAAGGGAGACUAGGACUUUUUUGGGGGGUUGGGGGUUUGAUGAGGCUUUUUACUUUUGUAAGGAAAUGUAUUAUGAAAAUGGAAUUUAAGAAAGAAUUUUAGUGAAGCUGGGUGUUUGAGUGAUGUCGCCUUAUCUUAGAAUAGACCAAUAACAGCCUUUUAGGGAGGCCUAGUUAGCCCUCAUUGAAAGAAAAUCUAUAGUAGAGUUAUAGGAAAUUUCAGGGGUGGUAAAGAGAAGUCUUCAGACUGCUAAAUUUAAGGGGUUUAUUAUUGGUUGGUUGGGCUUUUUUUAAUUACACUACAGUUAUGAAAGUUUACAGUUUUUGCUUCUGAAUUAUUUCUUCUUAUACACCCACUUCAAUUAAUGUCACUUUGAAAAGCAGUGUGUAAUUGGCACAGUGCUGCCCCUACACUUGUGUUGCUGUUGGGGCUGGAAACAGGCUGCUAGUGUUCAUUAUGACAUGGUGGAUGUAGAUUCUCCAAGCCUUGUCUUUUUAGUACAGUGCAGCCUUUUAGUGAAAUAGCAGCUGGGAGCAGAGGGGAGGAUUAGAGCUAAUACUGGCUCUUUGCUCCAGUUGAAGCAUCAUUGCAAAAAUCGUCUUUGUCAGUGAUGUUACUCUGUGCCAUAACUAACCUAACUAUACUUGAAAACACAGGGACUGAAAAUGGAUCUUCAGUUUCCAAUUCUGCUUCCAUUUUUGAGUUUCCAUAGAUAGAGCAGGUCUGGAAAUGAGGUUCAACUCCCCCACGAUCAAAGCUGUUCUGUGGCUCAUGGUUGCGAAAGUAGUUUUGGGCCAGGGAGAAGAAGGGGGAUGAUAUGCUGUUUUGCUUUUGUCAAUGCAAAAUUGUCACUAAAACAGGAACAGGACCACCAAAGUAGUUGGGCAGCAAAGGGAUCAAUGCUGCUUGCAAUACUUAAGCUGCUGAACUAGACUGGUGAGUGGGAAGAGCUGGUUUCCAGAGGGAAUGAGUUUAUCUUUCCCAUCUUCACUGAAAGCUAAGAAGAAAAAUAAACUAGGAACAACUCUUCAGGAAAGUAGAUUUGAAAAAGCAGAAUUUGUAUUUGCACUGAGGAAAAGUGCAUACCCAGGAUGUUCUGCAGGGUUUGUGAAACCUUUCUGUCCCAAGACAGUUUGCUGAGGAGGGUGAGCGUAUAACUUAUACUUGAAUCUACCUGCCACGUUUACAUUUCUGAUUGUCUUGUAAAUUGGUGCUAUUUCUGUAUUUAAAAAGCUGUAUUUUUAAUGUAAAGCUGCUUCCAGUUUGUAUCUUUGCACUGCUAGUUUAAUAUAGGUAUUAAUUUUAUUGCUGUUUAUAACUGUUCUUCAGUGAUUAGAUGUCUUGCUUUUCCUGCUCUCUAGCCAUCUUUUUAGCUGUCCACAUAUAGCUUUACUCCCGUCACACUGUUGGGUUGGAUAUUUUUUUUAUACUAUCUUUUAGCAAAAUAUUAAACAACUUCAGAAUAAAAAUGGA